CCACCAGCACACCUGGAGAGGGAGCCACCUUAAAGAAGGUUACAGGAGAGGUCAGAAACCCAGAUGCCACAGCAGAGCUCCCUGUAGGGAUAGGGUCUGCUCCAGGAGGGGCCAGGCAGCAGCUGGUGGACACUCACAUGGAGCCCUCUCCACUGCAGCUUCUUCACUCACCAGAACUGGAGCCUGCCAGGAGCACUAGGAGUCUGUUGGCUUUGGCUGUGGGGAAGCACGGAGAGCUUUCUCCCAGCCAAGGAGCACAAGAUCCACCUCUUCCCCAGUCCUGUCCUAUUUACACCUUCCCCUGGGGCAGAGUCCCAGGUGAAGAAGAUGCUGGGGAAGCCUAGCUGGGUCAUCAGCAUCACAUGUGCUGGGAGCCAAAUCGCAUUCCUGAGGUCCCCCUCAUCCCUGCCACCCCUUUCCCACUGGGGAGGAUGUCCCUCAGGAGCCAGACAGGGACAGGUUUCCAACUCUGUGUUUGAUGAGGUGCCAGACAUGAGAUCCCAGACACUGCCCUGGCUGCUUCCAGGAGACAUCAGCAUGGGCCAGACCAUGCCCAUUAGUAAUUAAUAAUCACUCAUUUAACCCUGCGUGGCUGCUGAAGGCGAGCAGCUGGCUAGGCGUCCCGGGGGCCCCUCGGCACACGCUGUGCAGGCGUUCAGGCAGCUUGGGGCCCUGUGCCAAGGGUGCUGCAAGGGGUGCUCGGAGCGGCAGAGGAGGCAGCAGGGGAGGCAUUGCACCUGCCACCCAGACUGGUGUGCCUCACCGUGCUCCACUUUUUGGUGCCCUGAGCCUCUGCUUUUCUUACGAGUGGGUAAUUUUGGAGCCUGCUGCAGCAGCUGCUGCCCCUGGGAGCCCAGAGGGUCCUGCGUAAGCAGAUCCUUGGCAGGAUCUGCUCCUGUUUCACCUCCACAGAGCUGCAGGGUUUUGUGGUUCCUCCCCACUGCCAGCACCUGCCUGCCAGGCUGGGUGCUGCUUUGGGGGGGACCCAGCAGAUUGAGAGCCCAAUUCCCGCCUCACUGGAUGGAUACUGAGUCAGAGGAACAGCUGAGGGUGCAUCAUCCUCCACUGCUCCUGCACCCUCUGCCGUGGGGUCACCCUCUCCUCCCAGGUCCCUGGCCAGGGCUCUCCGGCACCCUUUGCCGCUGUAGUACCAUGCUCUGGGGAUGGAUGUGUUUCUCAUGUGUGGCUGCACCAUCCCAUCACGCCCACGCUGGGACACACUAGGCAGAGGUGUUUACACUCAGGUUUUUCCUCUUCACUCUGUACAUCCAUGGUGAGGCUAAACGCUGAGCAAUGGCACCUCCAGCCCAGAUCUGCCAAGCAGCAAAAUGUAUUUGUUUUGGCAGAUCCAGUUUGCACCACUGGAAAACCCCAGGCGAGGGCAGGGUUAGUAGUGAGUUAAUGUUUGACUCCUUUUGAAGCUCAUUUCAGCAUGAAAAGUUUAAGGGUUAAGCAGCUUCACCUUCCCUGCACAGGGAGCAGCACAGUGGGGGAAACCAGGUCCCGAGCAUCUUCGCUGAUGCUGGGGUAAUUGGAUCCCACAGGUCCUGUGCGUCACUGAGCGGCUGUCGCCCAACUUGAGAUCCUAGCUGAUAAAGGCUUAUCCUAACAGAUUGGGGCUGGCUAAUGAGCUGGUGGCUAUGAUUAUCUCCCGGCCUUGGGAUCUGUGCAAACUGCUAGAGAGGCUGCGCAGUGACCCCUUGCCAUUGCCCCAACUCCCAAGGCAACAGGGCAUAUCCUCAUAAGUCGGUCCUGGGCCCUUUUCCCAGAACACGGCCCCCAGUUUGCCUGGACAAGGGGUGAGGAGGGGGCCAGGGUGCUGCCCCCGCAGAGGCGCAGCUGGCUGGAAAUCCCCUGCUUGCUGGAGCGAUGCAGAGAGCAGAGUGGCUUCCCGUGCCGCCCUGAGUGGCUAUGGUAGGGUGGCUGCAGGCUGUUAGGGUUAGGGUGAGCACAGCCCUAUGCCAGCUGGACCACGAGCUCCUACCUGUCACCCCUCUCCCUAAACCAGGUCUCCCCCAGCUCCCGGUGCUCGGAGCCGCAGAGCUGGCAUCACCGCUCCUUCUCAUGCCAGGCAGGGAGAGACUCUGCAUCAGCCUUGGCUCCGUACCCAAAGCAGGCGCAGGUGUGGAGGGCUCUGCCCAGGCAUAAAGAGGCUGAGGACAGGCUCAGUAAGGAGAGCAAAUCCCUGCCAGCACGGCCAGACUGGACAACCCCAUGCAGCUCCUUGAGCCCUCUGUGCCAUGCGGCUGCACCCCAUCCCCAUGCCAUGUGGCCAGACCCUCACCCCAUUUCCUGCAGGAAAGCCCGGCGCUGGGUGCUUUGCAGCUGCUGAUUCAUUUCAAGGCUUCGCAGCCCCGAGUAGCCCGCUGGCUCCUGCAAGCCUCCUCUCUCCUCCACACAAGAGGAUGCCCCGUGUCCCCGCCCGCGGCCUCGGCAGAGAAAGGGAAAGCGAAAGCGUUCGAGGCGGUUUCCCUUUCGUGGCCGCGAUGGCGGGGCCGGGAGCGCCCAUGCGGCUGAAGGAGUGGCUGGUCGCGCAGAUCGACAGCGGCCGGUACCCGGGGCUGCGCUGGGAGAACCGGCACCGCACGCUCUUCCGCAUCCCCUGGAAGCACGCAGCCAAACAGGACUACCGGCAGCACCAGGACGCCGCGCUCUUCAAGGCCUGGGCUGUCUACAAGGGGAAGUACCACGAGGGGACGGACAAGGCUGACCCCUCCACCUGGAAGACUCGUCUCCGCUGUGCCCUCAACAAGAGCACCGACUUCCAGGAGGUGCCCGAGAGGAGCCAGCUGGACAUCUCUGAGCCCUACAAAGUGUACCAGAUUGUGUCCGACAGCGCCCGGGAUGCAGGGCUCAGCAGGUUUUCCUUGCUCUCUGCAGAGAAGGAUGGUGACACGCGGUCGCCAGCCAGCGAGCAUCAGCAGGGCAGCGAAACAGGGAGUCCGGAGGAGGAGAGGCAGAAGGUGGAGAUGAGCCAUGUAUCUCCACUGCGCCUGCUUUCUGCCCACCCGGCCGAGCAAGGUUACCAUGUGAGGGGAGUUUUCUAUGGCUGGAACCCGACCCACGGCCACCUUCUCCCCGGACCCCAUUCCUACCUCCCCGUGGAGGAUGUCAACCACUCAGACUGCUGGCUCCACAUCCGCCUCUACUAUUGCGACGUACUGGUGAAGGAGGUGACCACGCGCACGGCCGAGGGCUGCCGCAUCACCUCCCGCGCUGUGCCAGCUGACAGCGAGCACCUCUACGGCCCCUCCUGCAUGGAGCAGAUUGAGUUUCCUUCCCUGCGGGCGCUCAGUGGCAGCAGCCGCGUGGCUGGCAUGACCGAUGUGCUGGAGCGGCUCCUGCCCCACCUGGAGCGUGGCGUGCUGCUGUGGGUAGCGCCUGAGGGUGUCUUCAUGAAGCGCCAGUGCCUCGGCAGGGUGUACUGGAACGGGCCACUGGCCCCGCACAGGGACUGGCCCAACAAGCUGGAGAGGGAGAAGACCUACAAGCUGCUGGACACGCAGCAGUUCCUGCACCAGCUGCGGGGGUACCUGAGCCACGGGCAGCCUGCACCACAGUACCAGAUCCACCUCUGCUUUGGGGAGGAGUUCCCCACCAGUGCCGGGCACCACUUCCAGAAGCUCAUCAUGGCCCACGUGGAGCCGGUGUUUGCGCGGGAGCUCUUCCAUCAUGCCCAGCGCAUGGGACCAAUGCUGCUCCGUGAUUCCCCGCAGCCCUGUGCCCCCGGUGCCUCAAGCCACAUUAUCCGUGUCCUCAAACAGCUCUGCCAGCCCUGAGCCUGAGUGCGGGAGAGGAGAGCCCAGUUGUGACAAAGCCUCAGAGCAGGAUGCUCUGGCGCAGUCCCUGAGCCGGUGUGCACAGGGUGCUCAAUGCCGCAGGGCGCGGGCAGGCGCUGGCUGGGAUGGGUGGCCAGCUGCCACCAUGCACACGUCGCUGUGUUUAUUCCCUGGGAGUCAUCCGGGCAGGAUUUGCUGUGUGCUUGUUUGGUGGGCCGGGGCAGAGCCAGCACCAUCCUGGUGCCUUGUGCUGCCAGGCCUCCCCGGUUGUGAACC
Messenger RNA from Cuculus canorus (common cuckoo), 4055 nucleotides. Its product is annotated as interferon regulatory factor 4. Gene Ontology annotation, cellular component: nucleus. Gene Ontology annotation, biological process: immune system process; regulation of transcription by RNA polymerase II. The transcript has 9 exons. NCBI's taxonomy places the organism in Eukaryota, Metazoa, Chordata, Aves, Cuculiformes, Cuculidae. The coding region runs from base 2241 to 3779 and encodes 512 amino acids. The record is from RefSeq and is a predicted model, not a curated record. Gene Ontology annotation, molecular function: protein binding; RNA polymerase II cis-regulatory region sequence-specific DNA binding; DNA-binding transcription factor activity, RNA polymerase II-specific.